Molecule: messenger RNA, 3130 nt
Organism: Paramisgurnus dabryanus
Lineage: Eukaryota; Metazoa; Chordata; Actinopteri; Cypriniformes; Cobitidae
Gene: col23a1b
Product: collagen type XXIII alpha 1 chain b
Source: RefSeq, a predicted model, not a curated record
CGCGACCGUCAGCUUGUCUCGCGCAGCAGAGCAGCACACGCGCUCUUCCGUUGCGCGUCAUCCGUUGCGUCUCUUGUCAGACUACACUGCACUCACAAACUCAACGUUGCUGAAAUAAAGCUCUACCUGAGUCUCAAAAGAAGUUUCAAGAAAAAGGAUAGUUUUAUUCAUGAUGUCAAAAAUGGUUUCAAAUGGGGACAUAAAAGACGCGUCAAAGACAUCACAAAGCAGUGGACAUCACAAGUCACAGACAUUUCAUUGCCUGACAACUUUGAUAUGUUUCACGCUGUCAGCGUUUUCAGUGGCAAUUUGUCUCUUUAUUAAUGUAAAAACGUCUCACCUCGAGCGUAAAAUGGAGCUUUUGGAGAUGGAGAGAAUGUCUGUACUUCAACCUGUGCGCGCGACACUACAUGAGAACGCGACGCUUUGGGAUGCGAUAGAAAAACUUGUACAAGUGAGACUCAAGGAAGGAGUGUCAAAAAUUCGCACUGCGCGAGAGGUAACGCAAGAUUGUUCGUGUCCUCCAGGUCCUCCAGGAAAACGUGGAAGAAAAGGCAACCCUGGCACUCCAGGCACUUCUGGGCGAGAUGGUUUCCCGGGUCCAAUGGGUAUGGACGGUAAGCCUGGACUACCGGGUCAGAAAGGCAGUCAGGGAAUGCCGGGACCAAAAGGAGAUAAGGGUGAUCAGGGAGACAUGGGACCACGAGGACCACCGGCCCAUGCUUCAUCUGCAGGCCUGCUCAGUAACCAGAUUCUCACAGUGAAGGGUGAUCAAGGUCAGGCUGGGCCCCCAGGUCCCCCAGGACCUCCAGGAACACCUGGUCCCAGAGGGCCUCCAGGAAACACAGGCAGAGAUGGACCCCAGGGCCACCCAGGAGAGCCGGGUUCUCCUGGAAAAGAUGGAAAUGAGGGACCAAGAGGACCACCUGGUAUUCAGGGUUUAAAGGGAGCUGAUGGAAUGCCUGGACCACAGGGCCCUCCAGGGCUAAAGGGGGAUCAAGGCAUGCCGGGUCUUGAGGGAAAGAGAGGAAUUGAUGGAUAUCCUGGCAAGGGUGAAAAAGGAGAUGUUGGAGAGCCAGGACCCCAGGGUUUGCCUGGAGACAAAGGGGCUACUGGCAUCAUUGAAUAUGCUGAUCUGGAUAUAAGACUCAAGGCUAUGCAGGGGCCUCCAGGACCUCCUGGACAGCAAGGGCCAAAAGGAGAGAUGGGCUUACAUGGAGCACCAGGCCCUGAAGGAAAGCAGGGCGAGAAGGGAGAGAGGGGUUAUGCAGGUGAACCUGGAGCACCAGGAGCAAAAGGGGAUAAAGGAGAUAUUGGGCUGACAGGUCCUCCGGGGGCAGAUGGGCAAAAGGGAAACAAAGGAGACUCUAGGCUUGAGGACAAUCUGGCCCAGAUGAUCUCUUUGCCUGGCCCACCAGGGCCUCCUGGACCACCUGGGCCUGCCGGAUAUCAUGGAUUGCCUGGACUCAAGGGAGAGCCCGGUGAAGCAGUUAAAGGUGAAAAGGGGGAUAUUGGAGAGAAAGGUCCACCUGGGCAGCGGGGUCUUCAGGGUUUUCCAGGGUCUAAUGGAUUAGUAGGUUUGCCUGGUGCAAAAGGUGAAAAGGGAAAACAAGGUGAACCAGGAUUAGAUGGUUUUCCAGGACUUCAAGGAGAAAAGGGGGACAGAGGAGAUAAAGGGGAAAAGGGUGACAGAGGCUUAAUAGGAAAGAAAGGUCUGAAAGGACAGAAGGGAGAACAGGGACCUCCAGGGCUGGAUCAGCCUUGUCCUGUGGGGCGAGACGGACUGCCGAUACCUGGAUGCUGGCAUAAGGAAGAGGCUUCUGGGCAGGGGCGGCAGAGAUGAGAACCGAUUUCAGCCUUGAAAGACACUGAAUGUGGUACAUGAAGGGAGUAUAGUUUGCCAAAGGGUCUGCUGGAUGCUCCAAAUGAAAGAGCUCACCUGAACUACAGAGAGGAAACCAAUGUGGACGUUGCACUGGAUUCGUACUGGCGUACAUAUGGACAAAUCUGUACUCGGGAAACUCUUGGGACUAGGAAGGAUGUUAUCUUUGGUUCCAUUUCUCAACAAAUACAAAUAGUGGAGAAGUGAUACAUUGUAUAAUAACUGAUAUCAUGUAAACUUGUUUUUGUUGUCAACCCUUACAUUGAAUAUAAAUGAUUUUAUUCAUUGUUUUUGUGAGGGGUUGUCUGCAUCCUUAUUGAGCAUUAUAUCAAGUGUAAAUGAAAUGUAUAAUUUUAACAUGAUAAUUAUUUACUUUUUUUAAAAGCUAGUGAGAAUUUUUGAGUGAAUAAGAUGCAUUGUGUAUUAUGUUCAGUUCUUGUUUUUUCUGCAUUAAUAGAGUGCACGUGUAAGAAAAGUGUUAUAUACAUACCGGUCCAAAACAAUUGAAUCAAAUGUUAUGCUAGCUCAUUUUUUACGUUGUGUUCCCAAAUGUCAGACUGCAGUUCACACUGGUUUGGUUUGAGAUUUAAAGGGGACAUAUCAUGACUUUUUCCAUGUUUUUCUAAGUGCUAUAAUUUGGUCCUCAGUGCUUCUAUCAACAUAGAAAAUAUGAAAAAAACAACCCGGUAACUUAGUUUUUAUAAACCAUUCUCUCCAAGCAUGUAAAAGUUGUGACGUCAGAAGGGGAUCAUACCGCCCCUUUAUCUGAACUAUUCAACCACGACAAUUUGAACAUGCUAUAAUAAAUAAUCUAUAUGGUAUGUUGAAAUUAAACUUCACAUACGUAUUCUGGGGACAACAAAGAUUUAUUUUACUUGUUUUUUUUCUUUUAAAAGUCUUGUGAAAUGUCCCCUUUAAAUGCAUCUCUGCUGCUCCUUAUCAGUACUGAGAUCAGUUGUCAGGCAUGCUAGUGUAAAUAUGGUUUAUUGGCGUAGUGUGACAAAUGCCUAAGAGAAAAGAUCCUACAUUAAUGUGGAAAAAUGAUAAACGGCUUUGUUUCCAUUUUAUUUGUACUUUACUCUUAACAACACAUCUUUUAACCGAUUUAAGAUUUAAUUAAUGACAGCUUCCUCAAAUGUUUGAAAUAGACAUUGGUUGUAUACAAGUACAAUAUUUCAUUAUGUAUGUAACCUACCUGUAUAAUCUAAAAUAUAUGUAAGUUAUACAUUAAAAUGAGUUGUAUUUUGA